Molecule: messenger RNA, 1755 nt
Organism: Coffea arabica (coffee)
Lineage: Eukaryota; Viridiplantae; Streptophyta; Magnoliopsida; Gentianales; Rubiaceae
Product: cytochrome P450 81Q32
Molecular function (GO): heme binding; monooxygenase activity; oxidoreductase activity, acting on paired donors, with incorporation or reduction of molecular oxygen
Source: RefSeq, a predicted model, not a curated record
AACCAUUGCUUAACCUCAUCCUCGUAAAAUCAUGGAAGCGGAAAUGUCCUGGUAUUACUGCAUUUCCCUACUAUCCUUUUUCUUGCUAAUUCUCACCCUGUCAAAACUCUUCCUCAGGAAAAGAAGGCAGUGCAACAAUGUACCACCAGGCCCACCUUCAUUCCCAAUCAUAGGGCAUCUUCAUCUGCUAAAAGAACCUUUGCACAAAAGGUUACAGCAACUUUCUCAUAAAUAUGGUCACAUAUUUUCCUUAAAGCUGGGAUACAGAUCAGUGGUUGUCAUAUCUUCACCAUCGGCUUUUGAGGAAUGCUUCACAACUAAUGACGUAGUUUUUGCCAAUAGGCCUCGUUUUCUUGUUGGCAAGCACCUCAACUAUAACUUCACCACAGUGGGAACAGCCCCGUAUGGCCCUCUUUGGAGGAACCUUCGCCGCAUUACUACCCUGGAGAUCUUCUCAAGAGGUAGACUCAACAUGUUCUUGAACAUUCGGCAAGAAGAAGUGAAGUUACUAGUAAAAGAUCUUUAUCAAAGAUCAAGCCCAAGUUCUUCAAAGGUUGAGAUGAAGUCUAGGUUCUCGGAGCUAUCAUUUAACAUCAUUAUGAGGAUGGUAACAAACAAGCGAUACUUUGGAGCUGAAGUGCAGAACAAUGAACAGGCUAAGCACUUCCGAGAUAUAAUAAGGGAAUUGUCUGAAUUGAGUGGAGCAUCAAAUCCAGGGGACUUCCUGCCAAUUUUGCAAUGGAUUGAUUUUCAGCAGAUUGAGAAGAAAAUGCUGAAAUUGCAGGAAAGUAUGGAUGAAGUCUUGCAGAGCCUGAUAGACGAUUGUCGAAAUAAGUGUAGAGAAUCUCAGACGGAACACAAAGUGGCAGGGAGAGAUACAAUCAUUGACUCAAUGCUUUCCAUGCAAGAAGAAGAACCUGAGUACUAUACUGAUGAAAUCAUCAAAGGCAUUGUUCUGAUACUGUUAAUGGCUGGCACAGACACUUCAGCUGUAACAAUGGAAUGGGCCAUGUCGCUUCUUCUCAAUCAUCCUGAGGUGUUGAGGAAGGCAAGAGUUGAGCUAGACAACUUUGUAGGUCAAGAUCGUCUAGUAGAUGAAUCAGAUCUUCCUAAGCUGACUUAUAUCCAAGCCAUUGUCAACGAAACAUUACGAUUGUUUCCAGCAGUGCCACUCCUAUCACCGCAUGAGUCGUCGGCUGAGUGCUCCAUCGGAGGCUAUUAUGUACCCUCUAACACAAUGUUGCUUGUUAAUGCCUGGGCCAUUCACAGAGACCCUGAAUUAUGGGAUGAUCCCACCAGUUUCAAGCCAGAAAGAUUCGAGGGGCUGGAAGCUGAUACCUACAAGUUGAAGUUGAUACCAUUUGGCAUGGGAAGGAGGGGCUGUCCUGGUGCUGGUCUUGCCAAUCGCGUGGUGACAUUGGCUCUGGGAGCAUUGAUCCAAUGCUUUGACUGGGAUAAGGUUAGCCAGGAUUUGGAAGACAUGACUGAAGGUUCAGGCCUCACAAUGCCUAAAGCCAAGCCAUUGGAGGCGAUGUGCAGAGCUCGUGAAAAGAUGACUAAAAUCCUGAAAGAACUAUGAGUUGCUAACUUAUUCUCAAACUAGUGGAUAUAUUAAAGGCAGUCGUAUCAAUUAUCACCAUGCAAAUUAAACUUGGAGAAGCUUGUCAACUUUUCUCACUCGAAAUGCAAAUGUUCUGUCGAUAUUUGAACUGUGACUUAAUCGUUUUGAAUAAAAAGAGCUGGUUCAGUUGCAAA